This is a messenger RNA of Phlebotomus papatasi, 2253 nucleotides long. It is a transcript of the gene Arp5, whose product is annotated as actin-related protein 5. Gene Ontology annotation, cellular component: Ino80 complex; cytoplasm. The record is from RefSeq and is a predicted model, not a curated record. The transcript has 4 exons. Gene Ontology annotation, biological process: regulation of DNA-templated transcription. Bases 80 to 2056 code for a protein of 658 amino acids. Lineage: Eukaryota; Metazoa; Arthropoda; Insecta; Diptera; Psychodidae.
GGAUCCGGAGUACUACGGCAGCCAUAUUGUUUGUUUUGAUGCCAAAGUGAUCGACCGGUGUUGAGAAAAAUUCUCAAAAAUGAGUGUUUUUACACUUAAGGACGUUAAAACCGUGCCGGAUAUUGUUCAUGAAUACUCACCCAGCUACAAGGGUACAUCAGUACCUCUGGUUAUUGACAAUGGAUCUUACCAAUGCCGUGCUGGAUGGGCCUGUGAUGAUCAACCAAGGCUGGUAUUUCGCAAUCUAAUAGCUAAGCCACGGAAGGACAGGAACAAAAAGGAUGGAGAGAUACCAGUGACGCCAGUUGUGCAGAUUGGAAACGACAUUGUGAACAUUGAAGCCCUGAGAUUUCAAUUGAGAACACAAUUUGAUAGGAAUGUUGUAACGCAUUUUCACAUCCAGGAACAAAUCUUUGACUACAUCUUCAAGCAUCUGGGAAUUGAUACGGAGGGUCAAGUCGAACAUCCCAUCGUUCUCACUGAGUGCUUUGUCAAUCCCAACAGCUGCAGACAUUUGAUGUCCGAGCUACUCUUUGAAUGCUACGAUGUCCCUUCUGUCUGCUAUGGGGUUGAUUCUCUGUUCAGUUUGAGAGAGAAUCAGCCCAGUGUGGAAUAUGCCCUUGUCAUCUCCAUUGGCCAUCACACUAUUCACGUCAUUCCCGUGGUUAAGGGUUUGGCUGUACCGGCCAAGACUCGUCGAAUUAAUCUUGGAGGUUUCAAUAUUCUGGCCUUCCUCCAUCGAAUCCUACAGCUCAAGUAUCCAGUUCAUGUGAAUGCAAUAACUCUGAGCCGAGCUGAGGAACUUCUCCAUGAUCACUGCUCAAUUGCCUGUGACUACUUCGAGACCCUGAAGAAUUGGGCAUGUUUGGACUUCUAUGAGAGCAAUGUGCGUAAGAUACAGCUGCCCUUCAAUCAAGCCGGCAUAAGUGCAUGGCUCUUGACGUCUGAGCAGCGGAUGGAGAAGAAACGUGAACUAGCCAGGCGUCUGGUGGAAUUAAAUGCCAGACGACGAGAGGAACAACAGGCUGAGGAUGAAGAACUGUUGACACGUCUGUUGGAGAUUAAGGAGCUCUAUCGUGAAGACCGAGAGGAAUUUGAUUACGCCUUGUUGGAAUUUCAAGUGAAGGGAAUUCAGGAGCUGCACAAAAUGAUCCGAACACUUACGGCAAAAAUUGAGAGGACGAAGCAAAGGGUCUUAGCGCAGCAAGAGGCUGCAGUGGCAACAGCAGCUGAGGAAAAAGUGCCACAUCCUCCUCCAGGACUUACAGUGGAGGAAUGGGUGAAGCAGGUGAAUCAACAACGGAAGACACUUCUGGACAAGCGUCAAGCACGUCGGCAGAGACGUCAAGAUUUGGCCAAGAGACAUACAGCAGCCGCCCAGGAGCGUAUGAGGAUCAUAUCACUGCUGGCGAGGAAAGAAAAGGGUACUGAUGAUUUUGGGAUGCGUGAUGAAGAUUGGGAUAUCUACAAGACCAUCAGCCGCGAAGGGGGAGAUUCCGACAGUGAAGUGGAGAAUGAGAAACUUGUGGAAUAUGAGGAGAUUCUCCGUCAUCAUGAUCCCACAUUUACCAUUGAAGAGCCACAGAAUUCUCACAGUGGAACAGCCGAGUAUCAUCAAUUGCAUUUGGGAGUUGAGAUCCAUCGGGCUCCAGAGAUACUCUUCCAGCCCAGUAUGAUUGGAAGCACUGAAGCUGGAUUGGCAGAAACAAUUGACUUUGUUUUAAAGCUCUUUACGGCUGAAGAGCAAUUGCUUCUUGCCAACAAUGUAUACCUUACAGGAAGCUGUGCCAAGUAUCCGGGUCUCAAGGAACGCCUUUCGCGGGAACUACUGGAGAUGAGACCAUUUCAGACACCUCAUAAAAUCACAAUAGCCAAUAAUCCAACACUAGAUGCAUGGCUCGGUGCCAGGAGUUUCUGCCAACAGGAUAAUUUUAACACGACUAGUAUCACGAAGCAGGACUACGAGGAGUUUGGUGGGGAGUAUUUAAAAGAACAUGUGGCCAGCAAUAAAUAUUUCCCUACUCCAUCGGCUCCAGUCAUUGAAAUGAACGAAUAAAAUUACUGAUUCAUUUUUUUUUUCUUUAUUUCUUAUAUUUAUACAAUCUCUUUAUUGUAAGUUUUUAUUCUCCUUUCGCACAAAUUUCCUGUGUAUAAAAGAUGUAUCUUGUGAACUUUUUGUUUUCCAACUAGAAACAAAAUUAAAAAAAAAUAACAAUAAAAAUCGAAGAGGAAAUUUUUGUUCAGUUCUCAAAA